CGGUCGCUUGGAAGCAGUGGAAGCACGUCCAUUGCUGGCGGUGCAGAGUUAACAUCAUUACUGGAGAAUAGGUAACAUCAAGGAACGGACGUUAUCGCGUCUAACUCCACCUUAACACCAUGGGUGAGACAGAAAAGCAGCCGGAACCACCUAAGGCUGUCCAGCAGAAGAUGGUCAUCGCAAACAAAGUGACAGGAACCGUAAAAUGGUUCAACGUCAAAAGUGGAUACGGGUUCAUCAAUAGGAAUGACACUAAGGAGGAUGUGUUCGUCCAUCAGUCGGCCAUCGUCAAGAACAACCCGCGGAAGGCUGUGCGUAGCGUCGGAGAUGGCGAGGUCGUCGAAUUCGACGUCGUCAUCGGCGAGAAAGGGCACGAAGCUGCAAACGUCACCGGCCCAGCAGGUGAAGCAGUGAAGGGCUCGCCUUACGCCGCGGACAAGCGUCGUGGAUAUCGCGGUAUCCAUUGGGUAUAUCCAAGACGUGGCAACGGCCGACCUCAAAAUCGUAGACCACGCGAAGGCCAGGAGGGUUACGAUCAAGGUGAGGGAAAGAGCGGUGAUGACGCGAAUGCUCCUGAGGGCCAAGCACCGCAGCAACAGCGUCGUUAUAGGUUGCGGCGUCAUUAUGAUGGUUAUUAUCGCGGAGGACGGCGUUCUGGUCCCGCACAGCAAGGAGAGAACACCGGCGAUGGUGGUGAACAAGUGGAAGGAAACGGCGAGGGUAACGUACCGCCGCGCGGUGGAGGUCGUGGACGUGGCGGUCCGUCACGGCGUUACUUCCGCCGUAAUUUCCGCGGAGGAAGAGGUGGUGGUCCACCACGACGUCCUCGCAGCCAGGAUGGCCAGGUAAGGUCGGAGCAGAAGUCGGAUGCACCUAAAGAUUCAGAUGCACCUGCCGCGGCCCCUGCUCCACAGGAGAGCCAACCAGUGCAAAACACCACCACGGAAAGUACCGCUUAACCGAGAAAGAGUAAACGCGCUGCUACCAUAAGAAGAACUACUUUUAAUAUAUAACACCAACACCCGUUAUACACACAACAACAACAAUAUCAACAACAAUUAUAAAACAAUUGCAAAAAAAUCCAAAAAAACUAAAAAGAAAAAAAAAUAUAAGAAAUCAACAAACACUACUCCACACUCUCGCAAAUUACAAUUAAGAUAUGUAUGAAAAUCCAAGAAUGCGUCGAUUAGAGGAAGCGUGCGGCGAAACAAAAUUCAGCCUUCAAGUAAAACUUUUGUUUUUUUUUUGUACUUUGUGAAAUUUCACGCACGGCGGAUAAUAACGGCGAAGAAACGAUGGAGAGGCGAAGAAGAAAUUGUUCGCCUCUCUAAACGGAUUCUUUUAUUUAAUAAUCGAAUAAUUAAACCGCGUAAGGAUUACGACGUUGUACGACGGUUAAUUAAUAAUAAAAAUCCAUAGAGCGCAGAGCAGCAGAGAGAAGAGUAAAGCAAUUACGGAGUACAGAGCGAUGAAUUCGAGCGCGACAAGAGAGAUAUAUAUAUACAUAUACUUGUUUUUUUUUGUUUUUUGUGUAUUUCUUGUUAUAUUACUUCUGAUUUUUCUCCGGUAAAACGCAUUAUAAAUCGUUUCAUGUGCGAUAUAUUUGAGUUUAUUGCUAUAUAUUUCCGCGAGUUUUCUUCACUUUUCGGCGACUUUUUCAUCCAAAGAAAAAUCGAUUGAUAUUGAAUGGAGUAGCACUUGAGAAUUUUUUGUCUGUCUCGAAAUCAUUGUUUAAUUUCAACUCAUAUAUAUCUGAAAAUUAACUACCGUUAUUGCUUUCGCUCUUUUGGUUGCAAUUUUACCUUGCGUUGAUCAAUAAGCGUGUAGCGUAUAAAUAUAGUACAAUUUUGAGGUACGCGCCUCAAAUAUGAUGAUGUGGUUGUGUCGAGUCCAAAUUUUCUUAUACUUUACAAGCGAUUUGUUACAUAUAGAAACGAUUAUUGUAAUAGCAUUUAUCUUGGCCAUAUUUUUUAUAAUUAUCAAUACUAGCCCCUGGCGGGUUCCGCGGUGUACAAUUAAUUAGCGAUUAUUGUUAUUUUGACUUUACGCAUUAUUGAUUAAUCGCGAAUUAGGACGCGGAAGUUUGUGAGAUUCCGUCUACUCUGAAAUUCAUUCAGAUUCGAUAAUGUAAAGGAUAAUGUAGAAUUAAUAAGGAGAAUAGUGAUAGGACUUCUCCUAGGACAGAAGUAUAUCUGCAUCAUUGAUGUUAUUAGUCUUCUUCUUGGUUCUAUUAUGAUUUACAUUGGACAAUCAAUGUAAUUGCACUUCUCAGCGACGUUCGCAAUCUGAAAAAGAUACCCGAUAAAAUCUCACAAACCUCCGCGUUCGUUCGGAACGUGUGUAAAUCGUCCGGUUGUUUCUGAAACCGACAUUCGAUCGACUAUCUGCACCGGGCAAGUCGUUUUUUAAUUAAACCAACUGAACGUUUGCAUGCGGCAAUCGACUCGAUUUGACUUUUCGAAACAAGAGCCGGGCGUAUCACACACAUCGGCUCGAUUGACAAUACGAAUAACGUAGACUGUCAUGAGAGUACGAGAGAGAGAGAGAGAGAAAAGAGAGAGAAUUAAGAGAGAGAGAAAACGUACUUUAUAUAAUUUUGCAUGAAACUAAUUUUUAAAAUUUUAGUUUGUAGUAUCGUCGACGGGAUAAUAAAAGAAAUAUAUACGUCUACUUUCUGUACAAAAAAAAGAAAAAACAAGAAAAUUAUCUUUAUAAUUUGGCGAAAUUUUUAAUAAAUUCGUAUUUCUUUUCCAAUUCAAACUCUAUAUCCAGACGACACACGUCUGCGAGAUAUCACGGAAAUGUGGGAGAAGAAGAAUAAUCUUCUAAAUAUUUCUCGUGUCGUUUGGGUGUAGCUUGCAGAUAUUACAUGGUGUUAUUGUUUCCGUCGUCUGUGCUCGUCGCUCAAAAAACGAUCAGUAUUGCACAAGAUAUAUUUGCGACUGAAAUGAUCUCGAAUAUAAAUAUAAUAUUGGAAUUUGAAUGCAUUAUAUAGCGUACGUAAAAAAAAAUAUAUAUAUAUACACAGAAUAUACAUAUUUUCGCAUUAUGAAAAAAUGUAUUAACGUGGUUUAUAAUUGAAAGAUAAAUUAGUAUUCAAAAUAUUGUUCGCGAAUAUAUUUUGUCCAGUACUUCCACUCUGACACGCGGUAGUUUCUCAUCCUGCCUAGGCGCCAGCUGAUUAAUUCCAAGAUAAUAUCCUAUGAAUCGCGAUGAUCGUUUUUAAUUGUUUCAUUAUCCUAUAUCGUAUCCCGUUUGUGAAGUAGCGCUUUUGUCUGGCCGCAACCCAAAGUGUGUCUUCGUAAAAUUGCAUAAUAUCUCUGUUUGUGUAGCAAAAAAUCGGAAAGAUCGAGAAAUUGGUACUUGAGAAACGUCAAACAUCCGAUUGAUUUAGUCUAAGCGAAGCGCUUUAAAGGAGUAAUGAGACGAGAAGAAGGUGUGUGUGCGUGAGUGUGGUGCCAAGUGGAGAGAGAUAAACGCGCGGUUACGUUACGCAGAUGUGCGCGUUAUUUAUACUUUUACAAGCGUAGAAAAAAAAAUAUAUAUAUAUAUAAGCAAUCGAUCGAGAGAAAAUCGAUCCGCGCCGAUGGUCGCCGAAAAUUCUUUUUUUUUAUUCGAUUCUGUAAGAAAGAACCCAGCGGACACGAGAUGUUAUCAACGUAUACGUGGCUCUCGCGUUUCCCGCUUUUCUAUUAAAUUGCAAUCCGCGUCCGUUGGGACAAAAUCGUGGCGACUCUUCGGGCCGCGUUGUUUAACGUAAUCACCCUCUGUUGUCUAACGUAACCGCGCGUUCCCACGAAAAAAACACACGGUAGAAAGAAAUAAAACAAAAAAAGAAACAACAAAAGAAUCCACACAAGAGAGACCGGCCUCUCGAGACAGCAGAGAAGAGGCACGAAACAAGCAAAAACUUCAAGCAAGCCCGCCGAACGGGCGCGCGAUUGUAACUGCAAAAAAAGAACAAUGCAUGUGUUAACAGUGAAUAUCAGAGUUAAAGCGAUAAAAGUCGUAAAGCCAAAAGAAAAAAAAGAAAGAAUAACGACGAGAAUCCAGCAGUUAAACUUAAACGCGGUAAAAAAAAAACGGUACCUAAGAUAGUAACCGAGAUCUCUCGCACAGUUUGUGCUUCGUCCUUCGGAUUAUCUGUCGUCAAGUUUUUGGCACCAAGUCGAUCGCGACCGGUCAUGAAACGCAUUAUUCCCCGCAAAAGUUCAGAGAGAAAGAGAAAGAUAGACGGGUUUUACGAUCGGGAAAGUUUCGCGGGGAAAAUUCGAUACGCGGUCCAUUAGUUCCCGAAAGUAUAAAAGCGCGGAAUUUUGUAACGCAAUCUCCAUAAGCCGGUUCUUCGUACGUCGAAUACUUUUCCUCAGAGAUGCAUAUAGCGAUUCUCGAAAUGAUUUAACGUACGACGAUCCGUAAAUAUGCAAAUUGCUUCUGGCUGAGCGAAAAUUUACGGUUCCCCGAGUGCAUUCGCGAAUUAAUAAUCGUGUUGUCGCAAAGUUUCGCGAUUGUCAUUGGCGAUUGUCCCUUUCGGUUCUCUCCACUCGUCGAAAAAAAAAAAAAAA
Nylanderia fulva is the source of this 4565-nucleotide messenger RNA. RefSeq names its product Y-box binding protein ypsilon schachtel (gene yps). Gene Ontology annotation, molecular function: nucleic acid binding. The record is from RefSeq and is a predicted model, not a curated record. NCBI's taxonomy places the organism in Eukaryota, Metazoa, Arthropoda, Insecta, Hymenoptera, Formicidae.